Harpegnathos saltator (Jerdon's jumping ant) is the source of this 1522-nucleotide messenger RNA. RefSeq names its product F-actin-monooxygenase Mical. The record is from RefSeq and is a predicted model, not a curated record. NCBI's taxonomy places the organism in Eukaryota, Metazoa, Arthropoda, Insecta, Hymenoptera, Formicidae. The coding region runs from base 77 to 841 and encodes 254 amino acids. The transcript is spliced from 4 exons.
GGAAAGACAAAAAAAAUUCAAUGAGAUCGAGAUAUAUAGAAGCGAGCGCAUAAAGAAGCGACAAUACUUGCGUCAAAUGGCAAUUCAACAAUUUUAUAAAAGUAUGCAGAUGCUGCAGGCCAAUGCAAAACGCGAAAAAAACGAGCCCUUUGAGGAUUAUGCAAUUUCGUUGUACCGUCAAACUGCACCAGAUUUCAAGGAACGAGUAAAAGAUUUAGAGCAAAAAAUACUCUAUCCAGAUAGAGAAUCCAAGAUACAUGUUAGUUACCGAAAAGGUAGUGUGGACGAGGAAUUCUCGGGAAGAAUCAGAAAUUUUGAAGAUAAGCUGAAAGGAACAGCACCUUCUGAGAAGAAACCUAAGGACCUUUUACGUGCUAUUGGUAAGAUUGAAAAAACUGACUGGAACGUAAAGGAAAUUGAGAAGAAAAUCGAAGAGAAUAAAAUGGGGCGCAGUGUGCGCCACGAUCGCAUAGAAAGAGUGCCGAAGUGGAGUCGCGAGCAGAUGUGUAUAUGUUUUAUUCAGUUUUUAGCUCGGCAGAUCAAAAUGGAAAAGCGGGGCAACAAUCAGAGAGACACUUACAGUAAGUACGCUGACAUAGACAAUACUCUGAAGAAUAUAGGCAAGAAAAUCCAAGAAGGAAAUGUGCUUGGCUAUAAUAAAGUUUCAGCCAUGGCUGAACAAUUUUUAAAUAAAACUCAAGAUGCAGAGCCGAAGAUGCAGAAAUCGGUAAAUAAAAAUUUACGAUUUUUACAGGAAAGUAGUAAAAUGUUAAUAGAAAUUUUAUGUUGCAUCAAUAUUUGUCAUAUCUCAUGUCUAUUGUCUUGCAAGGAUUUGAUUUAAUUGUAGAAACAUCCAAAAAAUAUAUAAGUUAUUCUAAUGGCCAAACAUUAGAAAAAUGUAAGUAGAUCUAGUUAAGAAUGAUCAACCGAUUCCUAUUCACUGUGUCCUUAUUAAUUUUUUCAAAAUAAUCUGUUGACAUACUAUAACUAGCAACACGGCAGAAACCAUAAAGUGCAAGCAUCAUGUGACUGUGAAUCACAGUAUGAACUGAAUAAAUAAUACUUAGCAUAUAAAUUCAUAAAAAUAGAAAUGUGACAGACUGUACUGGCAUUAUGUUAUAAUAGAAACAUAACAAGAAUAGGACACGGUUUUCCGAAUGAUUCUAUUGAUUACAAAGUAUUUAUUAAAUUAAGAUGUUGAUUGGUAUCGUCGGAUUUGACAUUACCAUCUUUCCACUUACUCGUUUGUUUGCGAUGAUCUGAUCGCAUUUUUGAAUGCCAGUAGCAUUUUUAAAGUGCUUAACGUUAAUCUCAUUUAUAUUUUGAAUUAUUUUGAUGUAAAAUUAGUUCUUCUGUCUGAAAAUAAAAUUGUCAGCUGACUAUACAUUUAAAAGUGCUUUCGAAGACUCUCGGAAAUUCUUGAAAAUAUUUGUAUUACCUUUCGUUAUGUUAUUAAUCUGUGAUGGAAUGAGAUACAUUUUUGAUAGCAACAAUUAUCAUAAAGCGUAUGUGUCCUUUAGAA